Messenger RNA from Cynara cardunculus var. scolymus (artichoke), 3668 nucleotides. Its product is annotated as methionine S-methyltransferase-like. Gene Ontology annotation, biological process: biosynthetic process. The transcript is spliced from 12 exons. The coding region runs from base 10 to 3267 and encodes 1085 amino acids. Gene Ontology annotation, molecular function: methyltransferase activity; pyridoxal phosphate binding. Lineage: Eukaryota; Viridiplantae; Streptophyta; Magnoliopsida; Asterales; Asteraceae. The record is from RefSeq and is a predicted model, not a curated record.
UCUCCAUCAAUGGCUGCAGUGAAGGGUUUGUACGUAUCGAUAGAGGAAUUCUUGAAGCAUUGUUCACAGUCGGGUGACUCCGCCUACAGUGCAUUCAGAUCACUUCUGGAGCGCCUCGAGGAUCCGAAGACCCGAACCGAGGCUCGGAUCUUCUUCGCACAUCUCAAGAAAAAGAUCGAAAAUGAUGGAGCAUCCGACCAUUGUCUCGAUACUUACCAUUUCCUAAUACAAGACGUAUAUCUCGGACAAAGUGAAGGUUACGAGAACAGAAACAAAUUAACAGCGAUGGUGAUCCCCAGCAUCUUUUUGCCUGAGGACUGGUCCUUUACAUUCUAUGAGGGGCUGAAUAGACAUCCUGACACUAUCUUCAAAGACAAAAUAGUUGCUGAGCUUGGUUGUGGAAAUGGUUGGAUAUCCAUAGCCAUUGCUGAGAGAUGGUCACCAUUGAAGGUUUAUGGUCUUGAUAUAAACCCCAGAGCAGUGAAGAUUUCCUGGAUAAACUUGUAUUUAAAUGCUUUCGAUGAUAAUGGACAACCUGUUUAUGACCAGGAGAAGAAAACUUUGCUUGACAGGGUGGAGUUUUAUGAAUCUGAUCUACUAUCUUACUGCAGAGAUAAUCACAUAGAGCUUGAACGGAUUGUCGGAUGUAUACCACAGAUUCUUAAUCCUAAUCCUGACGCAAUGUCCAAGCUCAUCACAGAAAAUGCUAGUGAAGACUUUUUGUAUUCAUUAAGUAACUACUGUGCACUUCAGGGUUUUGUUGAGGAUCAGUUUGGGUUAGGUCUCAUUGCGAGGGCAGUUGAAGAAGGAAUUGAUGUCAUCAAGCCUAUGGGAAUCAUGAUUUUCAAUAUGGGAGGUCGUCCAGGGCAAGCUGUUUGUAAACGGUUAUUUCAACGCCGUGGUCUUCUUGUCACAAAGCUCUGGCAAACUAAAAUUCUUCAGGCUGCUGACACAGACAUUUCAGCUUUAGUUGAAAUUGAAAAGAAUAAUCCACAUCGUUUUGAGUUCUUCAUGGGACUUGUUGGUGAUCAGCCAAUCUGUGCUAGGACAGCAUGGGCUUUUGGAAAGGCUGGUGGACGUAUUUCUCAUGCUUUAUCGGUUUACAGCUGUCAGCUUCGACAACCGAAUCAGGUUAAAAAAAUCUUCGAGUUCCUCAAAAAUGGUUUUCACGAUAUCAGCAAUUCCUUAGAUUUAUCGUUUGAAGACGAUUCUGUUGCCGAUGAGAAGAUUCCUUUUCUAGCAUAUCUUGCUAGUGUUUUGAAAGACAAUUCGCACUUCCAGUAUGAGCCUCCAUCUGGAAGUAAAAGGUUCCGUAACCUUAUUGCAGGCUUCAUGAAAACAUACCACCAUGUACCAAUUACUGCUGGUAAUGUCGUCGUUUUUCCAUCAAGGGCUACAGCAAUUGAGAAUGCACUGCAAUUGUUCGCUCCACGUCUUGCCAUUGUUGACGAUCAUCUAAGCCGACACCUACCCAAGGAAUGGUUAACAUCCCUUGAAAUGGAGCAGAACAUCAAUAAUAAGUCGUCAACAAAUGGAAUCACCGUAAUAGAAGCACCCCGCCAGUCAGAUCUGAUGAUAGAGCUGAUAAAAAAAUUAAGGCCACAAGUGGUAGUUACUGGGAUGGCUCAGUUUGAGGCUGUUACUAGUUCUGCUUUUGAGCACAUCUUAAGUACUACAAGGGAAAUUGGAUCUCGUCUCUUUAUAGAUAUAUCACACCAAUUUGAGCUUUCCAGCCUCCCCAAUUCGAAUGGGGUCCUGAAAUAUCUUGCUAGAACUCCACUGCCUUCGCAUGUAGCAGUUAUCUGUGGGUUAUUGAAAAAUCAGGUUUAUACAGAUCUUGAAGUAGCGUUUGUGAUAUCAGAAGAGCAAAUCAUUUGUGAUGCAUUGUCUAAGAGUGUGGAGCUAUUACAAGGAAAUACUGCCCUGAUUAGCCAAUAUUAUUAUGGUUGCAUUUUCCAUGAGCUUCUGUCCUUUCAGCUUCCUGAUCGACAUCAACCUGCAGAGAGAGAAGCUGAGAAUGCAAAAUGCAGUGAGAUGAUAGGAUUUUCAAGCUCAGCCAUCUCAGUUCUUAGCAAUGCAGAGUUCUCUCUGAGAGAAACAGACAACUCUUCCCUUAUUCACAUGGAUGUGGAUCAAAUCUUUUUGCCUACACCAACUGCAGUUAAGGCUGCCAUCUUUGAAAGUUUUGCAAGACAGAACGUGACAGAGUCUGAAUGUGAUGUGACACCCAGCCUCAAAAAAUUUAUCAAGACCGCAUAUGGCUUGUCAACUGAUAACAACACAGAAUUUAUAUAUGCAGACUCUCCGCUUUCUAUUUUCAGCAAAUUGGUCCUUUGCUGCAUCCAAGGAGGAGGAAGUCUCUGCUUUCCAGCUGCUUCAAAUGGGAAUUAUGUCUCAACUGCCAAAUUUCUAAAUGCAAAAAUUGUGCAAAUCCAUACCAUAUCCGAUGAAGGUUUCAAGCUGACAGAAAAACAUCUUAGUAGUGUAUUGGAGACUGUUAGUAAACCAUGGGUCUAUAUUUCUGGUCCAACAAUAAGCCCUACAGGUUUGAUUUACAGCAAUGAAGAGAUGGAAAGUAUCCUGAAUGUUUGUGCUAAAUAUGGAGCAAAGGUCAUCAUUGAUACUUCAUUCUCCGGGGUGGAGUUUAACUCAAAGGGAUGGAACGGCUGGAAUUUGGAGGGAAGUUUAGCAAAAUUAACUUCUGGAAAGUCAACUUUCUCUGUGUGUCUGCUUGGAGGGUUGUUCUUCAAGAUGCUUACAGGAGGGCUGACAUUUGGGUUUCUUGUUCUAAACCAGCGAUUCUUGGUUGAUGCAUUUAACAUCUUCUCAGGGCUAAACAAACCUCAUAGUACUAUCAGAUAUACUGCAAAGAAGUUGCUGGAUCUUAGAGAGCAGAAACCAGGUGAACUAUUGGCCACUACUGAAGAACAGGGGAAACUGCUCGGUGGUAGACAUAAACAGUUGAAAGCGACUCUUGAGCGUUGUGGGUGGGAAGUACUUGAAGCUCAUGCAGGUGUUUCUGUAAUUGCAAAACCAUCUACUUAUAUGGGAAAGAGAUUUGAGCUGAAAAAAGAUGGUUCUACUUGGAAAGCCAAUCUCAAUGACUCGAACAUCAGAGAAGCAAUGUUUAGAGCCACAGGUCUUUGCAUCAACGGAGCUUCUUGGAUUGGAAUUCCAGGCUAUUGUCGUUUUACUUUAGCGCUGGAAGAUACUGAUUUUGAUCGUGCUUUAGAAUGCAUUGCCAAAUUCAAGAAACUUGUCGAGUAACUGAAAUGCUUUAGGUGAAGAGUGGUCAUCACUGGCUUGUCCACAAGUUGUUCGUGUCGAUUGAGGUAUGUGCUUUUGACCAAACCUCUGUAAACUUAGGUGGUUCAUCUGAAUCUUUGAUUUAGUAAUUGGGUUGUAUUGUAAAACAAGCCAAACAAAAUUGGUGGGGCCUAUCAGAAGUUUGGAACUUAGGGGCGUUUACCUAAUGUUUACAGGGUAAGAUUCUUGGUUCUUCCUAUGCUCUCAGGUAAUUGACCCAGUAAGCGCUUACUCGGUAAAUGUUUGGUAAACGGCCCCUUUAGCCUCUAUAAUGCUUAAUGUUGUAUGAUGCGAGUCUCAUUGCUAACAUGUGUGCCUUCUCAAGAGCAAGAUAGAAAAGCAUGUUCAUUUGGGGUUGAAAA